AUUAAUCAUCAUGGAGAACAAUAGAUGCAAGCGGGUUCUUAUGAUCACGUUAUUUCUUACUUUCACCACCCUUUUGAACCUCUCACUAGUUCUCGCCAAAGAAACCGAAACAUAUAUUGUCAAGUUACACUCUCCACAUGACCACACAUUUGCUGAAACCCAAGAUCUUGAAAGCUGGUACAACAAGUUCUUGCUACACACAAAUGCACUGGACUUGGAUGAGAAACCACAGAUGGUUUACGCAUACCGUAACGUACUCAAAGGGUUUGCAGCGAAAAUGACGGUUGAGCAAGCAAGGGAAAUUGAAAAACUAGAUGGAGCGCUAUUAGUUCGACCUCAACGUGUACUGUCUUUACAUACAACACAUACUCCUAACUUCUUGGGAUUGCACCAGAAUUUUGGUUUCUGGAGAGAUUCAAACUAUGGGAAGGGAAUCAUUAUUGGCCUUCUUGACUCUGGGAUUACUCCUGGUCAUCCUUCUUUUAACGACACAGGCAUAGAUCCUCCACCAGCUAAAUGGAAAGGCAAAUGUGAAGUUGAGGGGUGUAAUAACAAACUGAUUGGUGUUAGGAAUUUCUUUACCGAGGAAACCGUUUCUCCAUUUGAUGAAGAUGGACAUGGAACACACACCUCAAGUACUGCAGCUGGAAACUUUGUUGAAGGUGCUACCACUCUUGGAAAUGACAAUGGUACUGCUGUCGGGAUGGCUCCACUUGCACACAUAGCCAUGUAUAAAGUGUGUGGUGCGGUUACUUGUGGUGAGAGUGAUAUGUUAGCUGCUAUGGAUGCAGCUAUUGAAGAAGGUGUAGACGUGCUUUCUAUCUCCAUUGGUGCACAAUCCACUCCUUUUUAUGACGAUUUGGUGGCUAUAGGUGCUUUUGCCGCAAUGCAAAAUGGGAUAUUUGUGAGUUGUUCUGCAGGAAAUUCGGGGCCUUUGAAUGGAACUUUGGAGAACGAGGCACCAUGGAUUCUCACAGUUGGAGCGAGUACGAUUGACAGAAAGGUAACUGCUACAGUGAAACUUGGGAACGGGGCGUUACUAGAUGGAGAAUCGCUCUUCCAGCCUAAAGAUUUCCCAGAAACCCUCUUGCCACUGGUCUACCCAGGGAUGAGUGGCAAUCAAAAUGCCAUGUUUUGUGAUACCCCCGGAUCCUUAAACCAGACCGAUGUAAAAGGAAAGGUAGUGAUUUGCCAUAUAGGUGGUAGCCUUGGACUAACUGAUAAAGGACAAAUAGUAAAAGAUGCUGGUGGAGCUGCUAUGAUUCUCACAAACGAGGAGAUAGAUGGAGCUAGUACAAUAGCUGCUGCACAUGUACUCCCUGUAUCAUAUGUCAAUUAUAAAGAUGGACUUAUAAUUCUAGAAUACUUGAGGUCAGGUCCAUCACCAGUUGCUACCAUCAUAUUCCAUGGAACUGUCAUUGGAGAUAAAUCAGCUCCUCAAGUGACCUCUUUCUCUUCACGAGGGCCUAAUCUAGCAAGUCCUGGAAUUCUAAAACCGGAUAUUAUUGGACCUGGAGUUAACAUUCUUGCGGCCUGGCCUACCUCUGUAGACAACACAACAACAACCAGCCCAUUUAAUGUUAUUUCAGGCACAUCAAUGGCUUGCCCUCAUCUCAGUGGGAUAGCAGCAUUAUUGAAAAGUGCACAUCCUGAUUGGUCUCCUGCUGGAAUCAAAUCCGCUAUCAUGACCACUGCUGAUUUGUUGAACCUAAACAACCAACCGAUUCAGGAAGAAAGGGAGCUUCCAGCCAGCUUGUUUGCUGUUGGGGCUGGCCAUGUCAAUCCAUCGAAAGCUAAUGAUCCUGGACUCAUUUACGAUAUCCAAGCUGAUGAUUACAUACCUUACUUGUGUGGAUUAGGAUACUCAAGUGGGCAAGUUACAACCAUCGUCCAAAAACAAGUUUCUUGUUCAAAUAUAACAGGCAUCCCUGAAGCACAACUAAACUAUCCAUCAUUUGCAAUCACACUGAGUGGUAAUGUAACAAAAUCAUACACCAGAACAGUGACCAAUGUUGGGGACGCUAAUUCUUCUUACACUGUGAACAUUAUCACGGCACCAGGCAUGAGUGUUACUGUGUCACCCUCUACACUCAUAUUCUCAGCAGUUAACCAGAAAUUGUCGUACCAGGUGACAUUCAAUCCUGCAGGAUCUGCACCAAAUCAGUUUGUUGAAGGUGCCCUCGAAUGGAAAUCCACAAAGCACUCGGUUAGAAGUCCCAUUUCCAUCAAAUAUGCUUGAGUGAGUAGACAUAUAUUGCUUUUAUUGGAGAUUCAAUGGCUGAAUUUACCAAAUAUUAUCUACCUUGAAUUUGUUGACAUUAGAUAAAGAAGUGUUCAUGAUGUUUCAUCAUAACCACUAGAAAAAAGCUUAUUGCAUGUCAUGAAUGUCAUUGUCGACAUCUUUCUUAUGUAGAAUUCCUUUCAUUUUAAGUUGUCUGGAUAUCAUAAAUCGCCAUGCUCACAA
Messenger RNA from Helianthus annuus (common sunflower), 2464 nucleotides. RefSeq names its product subtilisin-like protease. The record is from RefSeq and is a predicted model, not a curated record. Lineage: Eukaryota; Viridiplantae; Streptophyta; Magnoliopsida; Asterales; Asteraceae. The coding region runs from base 11 to 2239 and encodes 742 amino acids. Gene Ontology annotation, molecular function: serine-type endopeptidase activity. Gene Ontology annotation, biological process: proteolysis. The transcript has a single exon.